Messenger RNA from Guillardia theta CCMP2712, 1278 nucleotides. Its product is annotated as diacylglycerol kinase. Lineage: Eukaryota; Cryptophyceae; Pyrenomonadales; Geminigeraceae. The transcript is spliced from 17 exons. The coding region runs from base 1 to 1278 and encodes 425 amino acids. Gene Ontology annotation, molecular function: ATP-dependent diacylglycerol kinase activity. The record is from RefSeq and is a predicted model, not a curated record.
AUGGAGAUACUCGUCUUACUCUUUCUAGGUGGAAAGCUGCUCUUGCUCAAGCUGCCGUCUUUGAUCGCGCGGUUGCAAUCGCCUUUUCCCUUAGAACCCUUCCGUACUGUCGCCAUCGCUCCGCAGAGGCCGAACAUCGUGGCUCUUGUAAACGGAAAGAGUGGAGGCAAACAGGGAACGAAACUCAUUCAGAAGAUCAAAAAACAUCUCGGGGAUGCGAAUGUGGUGGACAUCAUGUCCCUAUCAGAUGCCGGAAAGGGAAUCAAAGGACCCCACGGGGCUCUUGCAAGUGCAUGCAUGAAUGCGGUGCGAAGAGGAGCUCAUUUCAGUGCAGUGCAUGCCAACGACGGCCCCAAUACUCGAUUUCUUGUCUGCGGAGGAGACGGAACUGUGGGCUGGACUCUUCAGGACAUGGAAAAGUUGAUUCAGUCUGGAGGGAUCAAUGCUGAUAUUCCGAUCGCCGUCCUCCCUCUUGGCACAGGCAACGACAUGGCAAGAACGCUGCGAUGUGGUGGAGGCUACAGUGGAGAGCAGUUGCUGCCGAUUCUCAAGAAAGCAGCAGUGGGAGAGAGGAAGAGGCUGGAUCGAUGGAAAGUUCGUGUUACUGCCGAACAAGGCGGUCAAGAGCCUUUCGUCAAGGAGUUUCUCAUGUGCAACUACUUCUCCAUAGGAUGGGAUGCAGUGGUUGCCCGUGGCUUUCACGUAAAGCGUGAGCUGAGCCCAAACCUAUUCAAGAACCGAAUCAUUAAUAAGCUAUGGUAUCUCUACUUCAGCUUCGGAAACUUGGUUGGCAACUUCGAUGCUUCUAAGGGAGUUGAAAUUCCAAAAGGCAUCAAGAGCGUGGCUGUCAUCAACAUCCCGUCCUUCAGUGGUGGAGCCGACCUGUGGGGAAAAUCUUCAUCAGGCAAUUUCCAAAAGCCGCAGACAGACGACGGUCUUCUGGAGAUCGUCGGCACUUACAACCCUCUUCAUCUCGGCAUGGUGAUCGUUAAGAUACGAACGGCAGUCAGGAUAGCGCAGGGCAAGAGAGUAACAGUGAAGACCAAGACGUUUGCCGAAGGAGGACCGAAGCCCGGCAAAGGCACCUGCAUGCAGGUGGACGGAGAGCCUUACUUCCUCGACCACAAGGGUUUCCACGAAGACGUGCAUUACAAGCCUGAAAAGAACCUUCGGGAUGGAAACGUUGACGUAAAGGUGGAGAUCUCUCACCAUGCAGUAGCUACGUUGGUUGAGAGCCCUGACGGAGGAGGUUGUUGCGUCGCUCCCAAGGUCGACUAG